AUGCCGUCCGUAGCCCAAUGGGCCGGUACGCCCUCGAUCAAAGGCUCUAGUGAGAGCGUGCGCAUGGCGCUGCUCACAGCGUCGCUCAUCGGCCUACAGAUAACAUGGAACGUCGAAAUGACCUACUGUACGCCCUACCUCCUCGAGCUAGGCCUCACAAAGUCCCGUAUCUCACUCGUCUGGAUCGCGGGCCCUCUCUCAGGCCUGAUAAUGCAGCCAGUGGUCGGCGUGAUAGCAGACCGCUCGACCUCGCGCCACGGCCGACGACGCCCCUUCAUGGUCGGCUGCACCAUCCUCACAUCCUUGUUUCUGCUGCUGCUCGGCUGGACGAAAGAAGUGGUCGGCCUGUUUGCGAGCGAGAAGGAAGCGGUCAGGAACGCGACGAUAGUACUCGCUGUGUUCAGCAUCUAUGGGAUUGAUUUCGCUAUCAAUGCGGUGCAGGGCAGUUGCAGAGGGUUGAUUGUUGACACGCUGCCCAUUCCCAAACAGCAGGCUGGGAGCAGUUGGGCCAGUCGAAUGGUUGCUGUGGGCAGCCUGAUCGGAUACGGCGCUGGAGCUGUCAAGCUGGAGGCGGUCUUUGGGACAUUGCUGGGAGAUACGCAAUUCAAGCAGCUCACAGUCGUAGCUGCUUUCUGCUUGUGUCUGACCGUGGGUCUUACGAGCUGGGCUGUCACAGAGAGGGUACUCAUUGGGCAUGAUGGAGAUGAGCAGCUGAGCGCCACUAAGGUCUUGAUCGACCUUGCAAAGUCGACCUUCAAUCUGCCAGCGACUAUCAAAACCAUCUGUCAUGUGCAGUUCUGGGCAUGGAUUGGCUGGUUCCCUUUCCUUUUCUACAGUACAACCUGGGUUGGCGAGGUAUACCUCCGUUACGACGCACCUGCCUCCGCAAAGAACUCCAACGACAUGACUGGCCAAGUCGGUCGGGUCGGCUCACUGGCCCUCAUCGGCUUCUCGAUCAUCACCUUCAUCAUGUCCGUGCUGCUGCCCUUCGUCGUCAAGAGCCCAGAGGGCGAAGAGCCGCCCUACACCGCGCGACCACCCGUCAAACUGGCAACAUUUGUGCAAAAAGCUGGGCAGUACAGGCCCUCGCUUCUCACUGCUUGGAUGAUCUCACAUAUCGUCUUUGCCUGCGCGAUGUGCCUAGCACCAUUCGUCGAGUCUUUACACGGUGCCACCUUGAUUAUCGGCGUGUGCGGCAUUUCCUGGGCAAUCAGCUGCUGGGCGCCCUUCGCCUUCCUCGGCGUCGAGAUCAACCGCCUGUCCUCAACAUCCACCUACGUGCCUCUUGGUCGAAACUCUGUCGAGCUCGAUGGACCGUCUACCCUGCACUUAGACCAGCCCGACUCGGAGCAGCAAUCUACAGGUGAAGGCUCGGGCAAAUACCUGGGCAUCAUGAACGUCUACACCACAUUGCCACAGUUCGUGGGGACGGGUAUCUCGUUUGUUGUUUUCUCGUUACUUGAGCCUGGGAAGAGCCCGGAACUCAGCGAUGCGCCCGAGGAGGAACAUCACAGCACCGAGGGCGUUAACGCGAUUAGUGUUUGUUUGUUUAUUGGUGCGUGCUGUGCGGUUGUCGCGGCUUUCACCACUGUAAGAUUAGGGAAGAUCGCCAGGUAUUGA
Molecule: messenger RNA, 1620 nt
Organism: Didymella exigua CBS 183.55
Lineage: Eukaryota; Fungi; Ascomycota; Dothideomycetes; Pleosporales; Didymellaceae
Product: sucrose transport protein SUC2
Exons: 4
Coding region: 1-1620 (539 amino acids)
Cellular component (GO): membrane
Molecular function (GO): sucrose:proton symporter activity
Source: RefSeq, a predicted model, not a curated record